Molecule: messenger RNA, 2010 nt
Organism: Priapulus caudatus
Lineage: Eukaryota; Metazoa; Priapulida; Priapulimorpha; Priapulimorphida; Priapulidae
Product: serine/threonine-protein kinase Kist-like
Exons: 12
Coding region: 99-1466 (455 amino acids)
Biological process (GO): peptidyl-serine phosphorylation; regulation of protein export from nucleus; positive regulation of translational initiation
Cellular component (GO): nucleus; neuronal ribonucleoprotein granule
Molecular function (GO): ribonucleoprotein complex binding; ATP binding; RNA binding
Source: RefSeq, a predicted model, not a curated record
UGCGUGGCACAGCCACAGAUGCCGAAACCACACUCCACAGUCAUGAAAGUUAACCCACUGCAUCUGCAGACUGCACUGUGUCCGGGUAUACAUUUGACAUGUCAAGAACAGUUGGUGACAGAGUGGUCCACACAAACUCUUUUACACAAGAUGUUAAGAAAAAUUGGACAAACAAGUUGCAAAGUAUAGAAAUGGGAAAAGAUUUCCGUGUUAAUAUUGGCGAUGUUAUCCAAGACAAUGGUGGCACCAGGUGGCAGCUGCUUUCCAUCAGAGGUCAAGGCACGUGCUGUUGUUUGUAUAAGGCACAAUGUAUUGGUGAUCCAAGGAGUGUGGUGGCUGUAAAAGUCUUUAGGCCAGGAGAUAACUUUGCACUGGCAUGUGAAAAAGAAUGGGAUAUACUACAGAUUCCUACAAUGCAGCAGUGCAGACAAAGUGUGCGAGUGUUGGACCGGUUCACGUGGAACGGUCACCCGUGUCUCAUGGAGGAGCUCCUGGAUGCCAGCGUUAAGGAGACGAUGCACCAGGCGCCCGGUGGCCGGCUGCCGCUCUUCACAAUCCAGCUGUUUCUGCGCAACCUGCUAGGGGUCCUAGAGCACCUGCACAGUGCCGGCAUUGUACAUGGCGACAUCAAACCAGCCAAUCUGCUGUGGUCCCCAGAACAAGGUGCUCUCAAACUCAUCGAUUUCGGGCUUUCCUUCUUCGACCAUAGACCUGACAUGAGAUACCUGCAGAGUCCUGGCUACAGGUCACCCGAGACGACCACCUGGAACAACUCUCACGCGCAGCAGGGAGAGGCCUGCUCUGCUACCCUCUGGUCGGCAGCAGACAUAUGGUCCGUCGGGUGCAUCGCCAUGGAGAUCGUCAGUGGAGAGAAGCUGUUUUCAAGUAAACGGGGCGACGCAGAGCCAACCGUCUGCCCCAGCUGUCAGGGUUCACCCACCGCUCGUUGCCAAUACAAUCAACUAAUCGACCAGUGGUUUGAUAGAUUGGCUCCAACUGUGAUAGGUCCUGCACCAAGUUAUUAUGAUUACGUACUAUUUUCCGAGUUAAAAGAUUUUAUAUCCAGAUGUCUUGUCUGUCACUCUAGUCAGAGGGAUUCAGCUAGCCAGCUACGCCAGCAUUCUCUGCUGAACAGGCUGAUAGUGCCUUCUAUCCAUGACAUGAUGCUGCUUCCUUCGCCCAUCCUCAGGCUGGAAAAUGUUGCAGAUGAUAUAGAUCUGGAUAAUCCUGCUUAUAGAGAAGGUAUCAAGUUUAGUAUAUUGGAAAUAUGUGCUAGCUUCGGACCAGUUGUUACAUGCCUGCUGCCAACCUUGGAGCCUGUAAGGGGAAGGGUGUACGUGGAAUUCCAGAGGAGCGAAGAUUGCACGAGGGCUGUCAGAAAGCUACCAGGAAUGACAUUCAACAACAGGACACUUGUCACUGCAUAUCUGCCGUUAAGUCUAUGGGCAUGCAGGCAGUUGCUGUAAUGUAUGUACAUCAAUGGCACACCGAGAUGGGCAAAGUACUGCUGAUGACAUGAAGAUUGGAAUCACAAUAUCUAAGUGAGUGGUAUCCACUUACUUUCCAAUGAGCUUUUCAACAGUUAUCGUUUCUACUUUGACUGCUUCCCGAAAGUAGUGAACCCUCAUUAGUACAGUACUUCAGGGAUGAGAUAUUUUAUUUACAGAGUGGCAAAUGUGAGCGGCUCUACAGCUUACAAUCAUUAUGACAGGAACGUUCUUAUACCGGGACAGAUGUGAACCGAGAGCUCUUUCAACUCUCUGUUGCUAUACUCAGGUAUAUAGUGUUUUCCUUUUUUUAACCUAUCUCUGAUUAUGAAUUUCCAGCAGGUAGUGUUCGUCAUUGUUAUUGCUUUAUGCUUUCAUUGCUUGUGUUUUUAUAUCAACCAUCUAUCGGUACAGUGGCAUAGAAGGCGAAAUAUCAAUAAACGUGCUGUUUGUUUGCUGUACUACUUUAAUGUAGUGGUGUGGAUGCACAUAUCCUAGUUAUCAUUGGGUGAACAUUUUCACC